Molecule: messenger RNA, 576 nt
Organism: Physella acuta
Lineage: Eukaryota; Metazoa; Mollusca; Gastropoda; Physidae
Source: RefSeq, a predicted model, not a curated record
ACAUGUAGCUACAGGCUCUACGACACAAGAUCAUCAUGCAGGUGAUCUUACUUUGCUGUUUGGCUGCUGUUGUGGGUACAGCCGGGGCUGUUUACGGUGAUGCCUGCAGUAUUAUUACAUGGAGCAACCUGGGAGGAUCAGAUAAACAAAUAGUUGAAGCAGACGUCCCUAAAAAUUGCACUUCCGGUGACGUGGACUGGAACUAUCCCAAGGGCUACCUGAAGCUUGGACUAAAUCUACCUGGACAAACUUUCUCCCUGUGUCUGGAGGCGGCCUGGGCGACGUCAAUCACAGGGGUCAUGGACGUCACAGAGGGGAGGGAUGUUGAGUUACCUCUACCCAGUGAAGGUGUCGAGUCGUGUGCCAAGUCUGCCCACAGCACCGUAGUGCUGAUGGUCAGCUCACCCAGCUGGCAGACGUACAUGACAGGGUUCAACUACAAGGUGAUCAUCACGUGAUCUCGUCAUGCGGUGUAAGGGAGAUGCUGAUUGGUCAGCGUCCAAACCAGAUCGUCCAAUCAAAGACUACAAUGUUUCUACAGCUUUAAUAAAACAGCUCUCUUAAGAAAUCUUAAAA